Molecule: messenger RNA, 7563 nt
Organism: Belonocnema kinseyi
Lineage: Eukaryota; Metazoa; Arthropoda; Insecta; Hymenoptera; Cynipidae
Product: breast cancer type 2 susceptibility protein homolog
Exons: 15
Coding region: 142-7185 (2347 amino acids)
Biological process (GO): double-strand break repair via homologous recombination; regulation of DNA-templated transcription
Cellular component (GO): nucleus
Source: RefSeq, a predicted model, not a curated record
GUAUAAUGUAUCAAGCAAGCAUGGAAAGUUAAGGCAGUUAAGUUGUGUGGUUUGUUGGUUGGUUUGGUUUGCUCAAAGUUUUAUUUAUUUAGUUAUAUUUACGUUCAUUUUUUGAUAUUUUGAUGUGGGUUCGGAAUUAAUAUGAGUGAAGGGAAUUCAAAGUUUAAUGAGAUCAACGAAGGUCAAUGUGAAAAUGCAGAAUCCUCGUCUAAAAAGGAGAAUAUUAACUGCAAGGAUGCUGAUAGUGACGUCUCCAAUGAAUUAUUCUCAGAUGAAGACGAAGUCCAAGAGAUAAAUCCUUGUACUCCAGACGUGCUGCAAUCACUUGACGAUUGCUCAUUUUUUAAUUGUUUUAAAACACCUGUGCUAUUUUCCAAAGACACUAUUCCGGGUCAACCAGUUGUUCCUAGCACACCUUCAAGUCUUGCCCCCUUCAUCACCAAAAUUAACGAACCCUGGACAAGCGAAUUAGAAACUCCCGAUGCAAAACUUAUAGCUAAAGCUAAAAUAUCUUCGGCAGAGCGAAUUAAUGGUCUACAAAUUGUGGAAAAAAAUUCUUCCAGCAAAUCACUCACCCCAGUUUUAGAAAAUGUCAAAUACGAAUACACUGAAUCAUCGUCUCCAAUUUUAAACAAAAAAGUUCGCAAGCGACCUAAGCGUCGGAUAUUUAAAACCAAUACAUCCGAGAAUAUAGGAACUCCACAGGACCUCGAAGAACGAAUUCAAGAUGAAGAAUUCAGUCAAAAUGACGACAGACUACAAGAAAGUAGAAUAUCACCUUUGCUAGAUCAAUUCAAGACUGAAACUAAUAAUCCAAAUCUAAUUUCUUCUCCAAAUAUAAAAAAAUCUAGUCCCACGAGCCUUAAUAGUAAUAUUUUACAAGCUAAUAUAAAUCCGGAUUUUUCAAAACCGUCUACCUCUUCUGUAGAAAAAUCUUUGGGAGACAUAGUUAGAGAUAUCAAACGUACGCAGAAAAAGAGAAGAGUAGCUUCUGAAAUGAAGCUCGCAAAUUUUUCGGAGAUUGACCUUUUCAAAGACGCCAUUCAACUUGAGUGUGCUUCCACAAAGUUUUCCGAUUCCACUAAAGAAGUGCCAGGAGCUGUAAGUCAAAUUGGACUCGUUCCUUUUUCCAAGUACUGUUUGGAGGUGGGUGAAGAACCAAAUUCCAAAGAUGAGAAACAAGAGGAAACUUCAAGAGGGAAUGAAGAAGUAAAAGAAAAAGGGAAUCAUGAGGGCAGAGAAAUUGUAGGAAGUUCUAGAAAACAGUCGACGUAUUCUAAACCUGUUAGAAUAUUCAAUAAUAGUUCGCGUGAAAGUUCUAAGAAACGUAAAGGAUGCCGAGAUUCUUCUGAAACUGUACUCACCUUAAAGGAGGAAGAAGAAAUACUUAAUGAAAGUAUAGUCGAAGAUUUCCAGUUCAGUCAGUGGUUGUACAUAUCGAAAGAUGAAGAAAAGAAAGAUGUAAUAGAAAUUGUGGAGUCUCAAAAUUCUGAAAACGAAAGUAAAGCUACGGGCGAAGAUAUCGAGAUUCUUGCUGAUUUUACUAAUGAGCUUCAGAAAGAAGACGUAGAUGAGCGAUCGGAUAUAGAAAUUAUAACGCGAGUUUCUGAAGGCACUAGCAAAGAAACUAUUCCUUUAUGCGAAUUUUUAACGACGAAGGGAAAACGUAUUCAAAUUAAUGAAGAUAAACUUGAAACGACAAAAUCUGUAUUUAAAGAAGUUCAAGGUAUUGAUCUCGAUAACGAAUUUUCUGAAGAUCUUACACCAGGUUCAGAAAAGCUUUCGCAAAAACAUCUAGUUGAACGAUCAAACAGGGAAAUUAUGAAGCAAGUUUCCGCAGGUUUUAUUAAAGAAAAUACGGUUCCUAAUUGUGGAUUUUCAACCGCGAAGGGAAAACCUAUUCAGGUAAAUGAGGAAAAACUCCGGAUGGCAAAGUCUGUGUUUAAAGAUGUUGAAAAUAUUGAAGAUAUUGAUCUUACCUCUCAAUCUCCUAAAGAACUUUUGCAGUUUGCUAAUAAGAUUUCGAUAAACGAUCUAGAUGAGCAAUCGGAUCCGGAAAUUAUAAAGCAAGUUUCCUUAGGUUCUAGCAAGGAAGCAACGGUUCCUAAUUUUGGAUUUUUAACCGCGAAGGGGAAACCUAUUCAGAUAAGUCAGGACAAACUUCUUAAGGCAAAGUCUGUAUUUAAAGAUGUUGAGAAUAUUAAAGACAUUGAUAUUACCUCUCAAUCUCCUAAAGAACUUUUGCAAUUUGAUUAUAAGUUUUCGAAAAGAGAAUUAGAUGAACGAUCGGAUCGGGAUAUUAUAAAGCUGAAUUCUGCAGGUUCUAGCAAAGAAGAAACGGUUCCUAAUUUUGGAUUUUCAACGGCGAAGGGAAAACCUAUUCAUAUCAAUGAAGGUCAACUUCUGCAGGCAAAAUCUGUAUUUAAAGAUGUCGAAAAUGUUGAAAAUAUUCAUCUUGAAAACGAAUUUUCUAAAGAUCUUACACCAGAUUUAGAAAAGUCAUCAAACCUUGAAAUUGUGAAGCAAGUUUCUGCAGAAUUGAUAAAGGAAUCAUCUUGUUUAGGAUUUUCAACAGCGAAAGGAAAAUCUAUUCAGAUUAAUGCAGACAAACUCCGGAAGGCAAAGUCCGUAUUUAAAGAUGUUGAAGACAUUGACCUCAUUACCGAAUCUUUUCCAGAAUUGCCGCCGGAUUUAGAAAAAUCCGCUGAUGUAGAAAUUACAAGGCAAGUUGCAGAAGAAUCCAUCAAAGAACGAACGAUUGAAGACAUUGAUUUUAUCACUGAGUUCACUAAAGAUGUUACACCACAAGAUUUAAAAAAAUCAGCGGACAUAAACAGGGCACCUAAUCUGAUCAAUUUUAAACCAAUAUCUCUGGAUUUUAAGAGGGAAGUUCCGAAAGCGGCAACUUCUUGUGGAUUUUCAACAGCAAAGGGUACCAGUAUUGAAAUAAAUAAUGAAAAAUUACGUAGAGCUGAAAUGAUAUUCAAAGAUGUCGAAAACAUCGAGGGUGUUUUAGAAACUGCAGCCGAAGAGUUUGAGUUAACAAAAUCAAACAAUGUUCUUGAAUCUAAGCAAAAAGAUUCUCCGAAUGUGGGAGCAAAAUUGAUAUCGGGAUUUUCUUUAGCAAGCGCCAAAACCAGUUCGAUUAAUGAAGCAAAGAAUCCAAUUUCUGAACUUAAAAAUAAUUCUGUUACUGGAUUUUGUACAGCUGGUGGCAAAAGUAUUGCUAUAAGUGAACAAAAGUUGAUGAGAGCAAUGCAAAUGUACGAUGAAACUGUAAAGGACAAUUUCAUUAGUAAAGAUAAAGCAUUAAAUAAUAUAGAGUUGUAUAAUAAAGAAAAUGAAGCAGGAUCUUCUCUAGUUAAUAUUUCUGUUCCGUCAACAAGUAAAGUCCAAGCUCCAUCGAAUUCUGAUGUGUUAAAUAAAUACACUUGUAGCAUGAAGCGUAAACUUUCGGAAGAAGUUUCAAUAAAUUCUAAAAGGUUAAGAACAGCAGAUUUCCCUACAAGAAAUUCUGUGUGUCUUAGAAAGAGUUUUAAUCCUGUUAUUGUUAAAAGUAUGCCAGAAGUUUGUCCACUUAACAAAGAUAUGCGUUUGAGUUUGAAUGGAUUAAAAGACGUUGUAAAUCUUCCUACGUGUGAUCUAAUUGUACCUAAGGUUCAAACAGUGCAGUCUGGAUUCGUAACAGCUUGUGGAAAGAAAAUAGUCAUUAGCGAUGAGAAAAAACAGAUGGCUGAGAAACUCUACGAAAAUAUUGAGGCCGAAGAUGUAAUCGCUAGUAGUUCGAAGUCAGUGUUACCAAAAAGAAAUUUCAGUUUGCCAUGUACUUCUGGGAAUAAAGAGAGUGUUGAUACUAAAAAGAGGAGAUCUUUACAGACUGAAUCCUCUAAUGUUAAGAAUAUUGAACAACUAAGAAAGGAUUUUCAACAGAUGAGAAGAGACCAGUUAAGGAAUCAUAUAUUUAUCAAACCUUUGACUCAAUCCAAAAGUUAUCUAAUAAAUUGGCGACCAGAAUCACCGCCUUUCUCUGGAUUUGACAGCAAUGAUUCUGUAAAGAGUACUACUUUGUUUCUAAAAUCUGAAGAAUAUUUGAGAGAAGAGGAAAUUAUAUUAAUUAAGAGAAAUGAACCAGAAUUAGGAGAGAAUCUUUCGAAAAUAUCAAGUUUGAAUGCCAAAGUUCGUGAAGAGGAUAAAUCGGAAACUGACAAGAUUGAUAAGGAUUCUUGUGGCUUGUAUCGCGUAUCCGACGAAGCUCUCCAAAAAGAAUUAGAAUUUUCAGAACUCUCUGUACAAUUCAAACCUGAAAUUUCUAAUCAAAUUUUGACAUCGAAUCCUACACUAAAACGGAGCAUCAAUGAUGUGGACAGUGAAACUCCACUCGGAAGAAACUUUGCUUCCAAGACUAAAAAAGCCAAAGUUACCCGCGAUUUGCAAGGAAGGAAACUCUUCUCCGAGGAUUCAGAAAGUGAGGAUGAAUUUGCGAAAAUUUCAACAAAUGUGGUCACAAGUUCUGCAAAUAAAUUUGAAUUGGAAAUAUCUACUAGGGCUUCUCCAAUUCUAUCGGGAAGUAUUAUCGAAAGUGUCGAAAUUCUACAAAAGGACUUGAAAGAUUUCAAUGAAACAAGACUGGGUAUUAAAUACAAUCAAGAGAUUGUAAAAGAAAAGGAAAACAAUUUGGAGGAUGCAAGGCGCAGUCCUAUUUUAGGAAAAAGGAAAAGGAGACGAAGGGUGAAGGACGUAAAGCCUGUGGAAGAACGAUCUGGAAUUAAAAGGGAAGAUAGGUGUAAUUCUGAUGCAAACAUUGAUUCGAGGACUAGUUCCCAGAGUGUGGAAACUGAUUCUGUUGUUAUUGAUUCAGAUAUUUUGGAGCGACGGAUUUCUGCUGUCUUCGAGCAGGACAUGGUUAUAGCUAGGAAGAAAAAACAGAGGCCGAAGCCGAUAAAAGGUAGCCUGUUGGAUAAUAGAGAACAAAAUAGAAAUUGCAGAAUUUCUUUGCAUCGCCUUUCGAGUGGUUCUGCUCCAAUAUAUCGUAGUAUACAAGAACUAAAAGAGAAGGGUAUUGAUCCAGAUGUUCUGGAAAUCUCUGCAUCAACGGCUGGAAGCUACAAAUUUCGAAUCGCGGAUGUUAACAGGGUAUCAAAUCGAAAUCUGGUUAGUUUGGAUGUUGGAGACGGAGGAAGAUUAAUUUUGGACUCAAGCGGAUCAGCUGGAGUGACGGAAUUCGAGAGAGCUUUCGAGGCAAGUCCUGGAGUCGAUCCUAAGCUUCUUCCUCCAGAUUGGGUGCGGAAUCACUAUCGGUGGAUCGUUUGGAAAUUGGCUUCUAUGGAUAGAGUAAAAUUAGGUUGUGCGGAUAUUCCAAGAAUGCUAAUGCCAGACAGAGUGCUGAAGGAUCUAAAGUACAGGUACGAUAGAGAAAUAGACAGAUCACAACGUUCUGCUAUCCGAAAAAUUUUGGAGAAGGAUGAUGUACCUUCGAAAAGAAUGGUUCUUUGCAUCGCUACGAUAGAAGAGAGCACUGACAAUGAAAAAAAUGAAAGCGAUCCAAGAAUUUUAUUACGAACUCCGCGAUGGAAGGUUGAAGUCACUGAUGGCUGGUAUAGUUUACCUGCUUCAUUUGACGCAGUAAUGGUGAAAAAAAUUAUAGACGGAAAAGUUCAAGAAGGUACUAAAAUCGUGACCUAUGGAGCGGAACUUCUAAACUGUGAUAGAGGCUGUUUUCCACUAGAGAAGUCUGCUGAUGUUUGUUUAAAAAUCCACACAAAUUCCACAAGAAGAGCAAGAUGGGAUGCAAAAUUGGGUUAUCAACGCCAGUCAGGACCAAUACCAACAAGUCUGAAAAAUAUUGAUCCCAAUGGAGGAUUAAUUGGGAAAGUGACUGUCGUCGUUUCCAGGAUAUAUCCAACAUUGUUUCGAGAAAAAACCGCCGAUGGUCAAUCAAUUUAUCGAAAUGCCAAAAAUGAAGAAAAGGCACAAGCGGCUUAUGAGCAAGCGUUUCAGUCAAAAGUAGAGGCGAUUGUUUCCAAGCUACAAGAAAAAUACGAAGGAAAACAAAAUUCUUCUGAAGAAGACAGUUCCGAAUAUUUAAUAAAUUACGAUUCUGGAUCCUAUUUGACCGAAUCUCAAAAACAAAAGCUAAUGGACAUUCGUCAAGCUAAACAGGAAAGAUUGCAAAAUAAAAUAGCCCAGGAAAUAGAAGCGAAUCGUUCACCACCGAGAAACGUAGUUCCGGUUCAAAAAGUUCGAAUUGUCGAAGGAGAAACGAACGCCAUCUUAACGAUUUGGUCAAAAAGCGAAGAGGUCAGCAUUCUUAAAGAAGGUGGUUGCUUCUCCAUCUUCAGUAUAAGUGCUUACGGAAAUGGUUUCAGAGAUGGAGAUUUGAAUCUUACAGCUAGUAGGCAAGCUGUCUUCAAACCUGAACCAAAUAUGGAGCUAUCGUAUCCAUCCAGAAUUUACACUCCUCUAAAAGAUGUCGCUGCCUCAGGUUUUGAACCACCUUACUGUGAAUUGGACACAGUCGGAAUCGUUUCUUGGAUCGGAAACACUCCUCAUGGAAUGAAGAAUUUCGAAGCAGUUUAUCUGUCUUAUCCAAACGAAGACACUUCGUCCUCUACGUAUUUGUCAAUUUUAUUUUGGCAAGGUAUUUCGUCCCAUGGAUUUGCGAAUAUUCUCACUGUAGGAUCCUUAAUUGCGUGCAGCAACUUAGAAUGUCGUCGGACCCGAAAUGCUUUGUGGACUAUUCCUGUCUGUUAUUGUUCCGAGAGGACGAUCUUCACUCAGAAUCCUCGACAGGCUCACUUAUUGGAGGCUUUCGAAGAUCUAAAAACGAGGAUAAGUGAUCCAAUCGCUUAUUCCAAAAAAUGCGGAGAUGAAAUAUCGUCGCUCAUCCCGAAAAAACCCGUUUCGAGAGUUUCAGCUCAGGCAAUUUCGAAUGUAACCCCAGUUUCUGGAAUUCCUGGAUUUAAUAGUCCAAAUUUCUCGAUGGCAAAAACGCCUCUGGAUGUCGAAACACCCGCGAAAUCUUCCGCAACCCAGAAAAGGUUAGAUAAAUUGGCAUGUUAUGGACAACCGCCAGAAAUAUCUCCGAUUGUUUUUCGAAACUCAAGCAAUGUAACAUCGAACUUCCGACCUGUGAUUAGAACGCCAGACUUGACAAAAUCAAGGAAGAUUCCACCUGACUCGACAUAGUGAUUAUUGAACUGCGACAGAAGUAAUCAUUUAUUUUUGGAUUAAUUGAGACUCUUUUUGAAAUGAUUUUUUGAUAUUCGUUUUGUUUUUAUAAAUAUUGUAUAUAUUUUUGUUGAUGGGUGGGAGAGGUCAAAAUCUAGAAUAAGAUUUUGAAGCAUGCAGGGAUGAGAGAAUAAGAAGUCUUUCGAACUCACUGAAUUGCUAUGUGCGUUUCUUGUUUUGUCUAAGAAUAAGUUUUCUAUUGUAAACAGCGCCUUUUAAAAAAAUUGUCUUUAAUUUCACGAGUGAAAUGCCGCUGUUAUUUGUGUUUAUACCAGUAUCAACCAGUAUUAGAUACAUGUUCGUGCGAUAAAUAAAAUUCUUUAUUUUCGUUUUAAA